This is a messenger RNA of Quercus lobata, 1234 nucleotides long. RefSeq names its product probable sugar phosphate/phosphate translocator At1g06470. Lineage: Eukaryota; Viridiplantae; Streptophyta; Magnoliopsida; Fagales; Fagaceae. The transcript has 6 exons. Bases 364 to 696 code for a protein of 110 amino acids. The record is from RefSeq and is a predicted model, not a curated record.
UCUUCUUUCUCCUCCAAAAAUAUCACCCACAAUGUCAGUGACCCGUGACAAAGUUAAAAACUUGAUCCACCUCUAACAAAACAAAACGUCCACUGGUUUAAUUUUGUUUGCACCAAAAUGGAGAUCCAAGCGGCCAGACGUAGAAUCAACUUGAUUGCAGCUCACUUCUCACCUACUGAUGAUAUCUCUGUCACCAAUGUCCUCCCAAUGGUUUGAAAAAUCCUCUUACCUUGAUGAGCUAUGUGACUCCAGUGAUGGCAUUGGCAACGGCCUGUUUUUUCUCUUAUAUUGGAUCCUUGGCAUGAAAUCAUAGGGAGCAACUACUUCAAUAGUCCAUGGCAUGUCACUCGAAGUUGCUUGUUGAUGCUUUUUGGUGGAACACUUGCCUUUUUUAUGGUAUUGACAGAAUACAUUCUUGUCUCAGUAACUAGUGCUGUCACAGUAACAAUAGCAGGUGUUGUCAAGGAGGCUGUCACUAUAGCGGUUGCAGUCUUCUACUUCCAUGAUGAAUUUACCUGGUUGAAAGGUGCUGGCCUUUUCACAAUCAUGAUUGGUGUUAGUUUAUUCAAUUGGUACAAAUACCAAAAACUGAAGAAGGGUAAAAACAGUGAAGAUGACAGUGUGGGACCACUCACUGCAAAUGUUUCUGCUAAGUAUGUGAUUAUUGAGGAGGAUGAACAUGAUGAUGGUGCUUGAGAGCCUUAGCAAUCACAUUGCCUGUAUUCGAAGUGAAGCUUGUAUGAAACACCAGUUUAGUUAGUUUCAGCUUCACAGUAUAUAUGAAGUCCUAUGCUCUUCGAGCUCUGGAUCUUGUAGUCUGUACUUCCUCUUCUGGGUUGGUGGCAAAGAUUGGAUGUCCUCCUGCACUAAUAGGAGUCAAGUUGACAAUUUGUCAACGUCAACUGCCUACAUGCAAUCAACAGAUUUUGAAUGGCAAGUUUCCUUGAGCUUCCAGUUAAUAGUAAUACUUAUGCUGCGUUAGAAAAUAUUCAUCUGGAUGUCAAAGAUUGUUGCUGGUUCAGCUUUUGGCAUUAUGUUUCUUCUUCUCCUUAAGAUAAAGGAUUUACAUUGCAACAGGAAGUAGUCAAGAUUAGAGUGCCAUUUUUUGUCUUUUGCUUUGUUUUGUUUUUUGUUUUUUUUUUUUUUUUCCUCUUUCCCUCCAAUCCUUCAUUAUGUUAGUUGGCAGCUUCGUUUUCUUGGAUGUAAAUAAAUAAAUAAUAAUUGCAAUGAGGUA